Messenger RNA from Peronospora farinosa, 888 nucleotides. The record is from the annotation of a GenBank genome assembly. NCBI's taxonomy places the organism in Eukaryota, Oomycota, Peronosporomycetes, Peronosporales, Peronosporaceae.
AUGUCAUCACUAGCAGCAACUCAAGCUGAUGGGUAUUAUUAUCCGACCGACUGGCGACCCGAGCAUGGGUCACUCAAUCACUUUCACCAGUCACAUCCAUUGGGGAAACGUGCAAAAGAUCUUGCAAGUGAUGGUGUCUUGAUAGUACGCUUUGAAAUGCCAUUUCAUGUCUGGUGUACACACUGUGAGGAACAUAUUGGACGAGGUGUGCGGUUUAAUGCACGGAAGAAGAAAGUCGGUCAGUAUUUCUCUUCUACUGUGUGGGAAUUUCGUAUUAGCUGCGCCAAUUGCAGUGGUGAGCUAGUGAUCAGGACAGAUCCAAAAGAGCGCAGCUAUGAGCUCGUGAGUGGCCUCCUGAAGAAAGCGGAUGCAGAAAACGUCGAAGAGCUACAGACAGAGCGUCUGAAUGAACCAGGACUGGCUGUGAAGCUCCAGAACGACCCAUUCUUUAGGCUUGAACAUGAAAAGGAAGACCAGAGAACAGCCAAGAAGCGCUCGCGAGGGCUUGAGGCGCUCAUGCAGCUCCAGGAUGCCGAGUUUAAGGACGACUUUGCUAGCAACUCGGCGCUUCGAGCACAAUUUCGAAGCAAAAAGAAACAUCUUGAGAGCAACCAACAAGAGGCAAAGCGGCUGGGGAUUGGUAUUCCACUACUUGAUGUGCAUCCAGACGAUGUGUUGACGUCUAGAACAGUCGUGUUUAAGGGCAUUUCCCAGAAGCGCCGCCCUUCAAGUCAUCGACGGUCAGGAAAACUGCAUUGUCAAACACCUGCUCUAGCUGCGAGUGUGGACUCGUUUCAACAUUUUGGUGACCCUACAGGGUCUCAGUUGCAGCGCCUGAAAGUGAUCAAACGAGCUGCCAAGAAGCGGCCACCACCAUUGAGAAAAUGA